AUGCCAACUCUUAUCUCCAUCCACAUUGAACACCGCCCUUCAGUCAAAUACCUCGGAGGGAUGCUUGCAUUAAUUAGCUUCGAUUCCACAGUCGUUGCAAGAGAACUCCUAGAAAAUGAGAGGAAUUGGAAAGAUACAUUCAAAUGGAUGAAGAUGGGAUUCACUGAAGUCACAAAAUUCGAACACGUAACUUGGAUUAGGAUAGUGGGACUCUCUCUCCGAAUAUGGAAUAAUUCCAACUUCUCUGCUAUUGUGGGAAAGAUCAGGAAAAUUAUGGGGCCUAUAGACCAUAUCACAAAUCGCGUUGACCUCUCUGUGGUGAAGUUAGCCAUACUCACAGACAAAUUAACAAAACUCAAUGAUUAG
Messenger RNA from Lactuca saligna, 366 nucleotides. NCBI's taxonomy places the organism in Eukaryota, Viridiplantae, Streptophyta, Magnoliopsida, Asterales, Asteraceae. The record is from the annotation of a GenBank genome assembly.